GUUGUACAAUGGCUACUAUGUCAAGGUGUUUCAUUAAAUCAACGUGACUGGGAAAAUGGAUAUACCCCAUUGCAUCGUGCCUUGUUUUAUGGGUAUCUUCAUGUUGCUUGUGCUUUGUUAAAGGCUGGUGCAAACUUUAAUGUCCAGGACCACGACUCCCUGACCCCACUUGAUCAUGUCAAUUUUGACCGUCCUCCAUAUGUCACCUUUUCACACUCCCUACCCACACAAAUUUAUGUUUGGGGUAGCAACACAAACUAUAAUUUAGGACAAACCAGACAAAAUGCAAAAGGAAUUCCUGAAUGCUUAGACAUCCUGCAGCGUGAGGGCCAGUCUGUGAUAGAUGUGGCAAUGAAUAAAUUCCACACACUAUUUUUGACAAAAAGUGGUCAUGUAUAUGCAUGUGGCCAUGGCCAUGGUGGAAGGCUUGGAUUAUCUGUCCAUACACCACUAAUGAAGCCUUACAUGAUCAAAUCCUUUGCAACCACGACAAUCAAAAUGGUGUCCGUGGGAGUGGAUCACUCCCUCUUCUUAACAGAGUCUGGACAGGUAGGUAGCAAAUAA
Penaeus vannamei (Pacific white shrimp) is the source of this 564-nucleotide messenger RNA. Lineage: Eukaryota; Metazoa; Arthropoda; Malacostraca; Decapoda; Penaeidae. The record is from RefSeq and is a predicted model, not a curated record.